AGAUAGCCCAGGACUCUGCGUGGACGCGCCCCGAGGGGCUGCCGCGCCAGAUUCCCAUAUCCAGGCAGCCACACUCAGAGGGUUGUAGUAGUUGUCCACCUCUGGACAGUCCCACUCAGCCCCUUCUUCACUCUCUGGGCCUCCCAAAAGACAGUCAGCCUUGUCCUCAGGCCCGCACCCAGUUGUCAGCCUCUGACUCCUCUCCCCUCAAAGGAUUCUUACCUUGGCUCCUCCUCUUAGCCCUAACCUGCCUCCUUUGCCUGUGAGUCAUGGCAGCUCCCAUGAAUGGCCAAGUGUGUGUGGUGACUGGUGCCUCCAGGGGUAUUGGCCGUGGCAUUGCCUUGCAGCUCUGCAAAGCAGGCGCCACAGUUUACAUCACUGGCCGCCAUCUGGACACCCUUCGCGUUGUUGCUCAGGAGGCACAAUCCCUCGGGGGCCAAUGUGUGCCUGUGGUGUGCGAUUCAAGCCAGGAGAGUGAAGUGCGAAGCCUGUUUGAGCAAGUGGAUCGGGAACAGCAAGGGCGUCUAGAUGUGCUGGUCAACAAUGCUUAUGCAGGGGUCCAGACGAUCCUGAACACCAGGAAUAAGGCAUUCUGGGAAACCCCUGCCUCCAUGUGGGAUGAUAUCAACAACGUCGGACUCAGAGGCCACUACUUUUGCUCAGUGUAUGGGGCACGGCUGAUGGUACCAGCUGGCCAGGGGCUCAUCGUGGUCAUCUCCUCCCCAGGAAGCCUGCAGUAUAUGUUCAAUGUCCCCUAUGGUGUGGGCAAAGCUGCGUGUGACAAGCUGGCUGCUGACUGUGCCCACGAGCUGCGGCGCCAUGGGGUCAGCUGUGUGUCUCUGUGGCCGGGGAUUGUGCAGACAGAACUGCUGAAGGAGCAUAUGGCAAAGGAGGAGGUCCUGCAGGAUCCUGUGUUGAAGCAGUUCAAAUCAGCCUUCUCAUCUGCGGAAACCACAGAAUUGAGUGGCAAAUGUGUGGUGGCUUUGGCAACAGAUCCCAAUAUCCUGAGCCUGAGUGGUAAGGUGCUGCCAUCCUGUGACCUUGCUCGACGCUAUGGCCUUCGGGAUGUGGACGGCCGCCCCGUCCAAGACUAUUUGUCUUUGAGCUCUGUUCUCUCACACGUGUCCGGCCUGGGCUGGCUGGCCUCCUACCUGCCCUCCUUCCUCCGUGUGCCCAAGUGGAUUAUUGCCCUCUACACUAGCAAGUUCUAACCCUCCUGGUCUGACACUACGUCUCUGCUUGUCUUCUCAUUUGGACUUGGUGGUUCGUCCUGUCUCAGUGAAACAGCAGCCUUUCUUGUUUACCCAUACCCUUGAUAUGAAGAGAAGCCCUCUGCUGUGUGUCCGUGGUGAGUUCUGGGGUGCGCCUAGGUCCCUUCUUUGUGCCUUGGUUUUCCUUGUCCUUCUUUUUACUUUUUGCCUUAGUAUUGAAAAAUGCUCUUGGAGCUAAUAAAAGUCUCAUUUCUCUUUCAA
Homo sapiens (human) is the source of this 1472-nucleotide messenger RNA. It is a transcript of the gene DHRS1, whose product is annotated as dehydrogenase/reductase 1. Gene Ontology annotation, molecular function: testosterone dehydrogenase (NADP+) activity; estradiol 17-alpha-dehydrogenase [NAD(P)+] activity. Gene Ontology annotation, cellular component: endoplasmic reticulum. The record is from RefSeq and is marked reviewed. The transcript is spliced from 9 exons. Bases 270 to 1211 code for a protein of 313 amino acids. NCBI's taxonomy places the organism in Eukaryota, Metazoa, Chordata, Mammalia, Primates, Hominidae.